Dioscorea cayenensis subsp. rotundata (Guinea yam) is the source of this 745-nucleotide messenger RNA. RefSeq names its product macrophage migration inhibitory factor homolog. NCBI's taxonomy places the organism in Eukaryota, Viridiplantae, Streptophyta, Magnoliopsida, Dioscoreales, Dioscoreaceae. Gene Ontology annotation, molecular function: phenylpyruvate tautomerase activity. The record is from RefSeq and is a predicted model, not a curated record.
AAACUCCAUCUUUUUAUCCACGCAUUGGGGGUAUCGAGGAGGAGAGUGGGAGCGAGAGCGAGAGCGAGAGCGAGAGAAGCAGCGAUGCCGUGCUUGAAUCUCUCGACGAACGUGAGCGUGGAGGGGAUCGAUACCUCCUCCAUCCUUUCCGAGGCGUCCAAGACUGUCGCCAAGCUCAUCGGCAAGCCGGAAGCUUAUGUGAUGAUAGUGCUGAAGGGGUCUGUGCCAAUGUCAUUUGGAGGAACUCAGGAGCCUGCUGCUUAUGGUGAACUUGUUUCAAUUGGGGGACUCACCCCUGAUGUCAACAAAAAACUGAGUGCUGCGAUAGCUGCUAUUCUGGAGACAAAGUUGUCUGUUCCCAAGUCUCGUUUCUUUCUGAAAUUCUACGACACUAAGGGCUCAAACUUUGGGUGGAAUGGAGGCACUUUCUAGCUUAUGCAUUCAGCUGUUAUAUAAUUUGGAUCUUCGGGGGGCAUAUGUUAAAUUGAAAUCAGUGUUUUACAUUCUGGUAAUAUACUGUUGCUGGUUGUUCGCUCUCGGUGUGAACAAGAAAGACUUCAUUCUACGCAUGCCCUUUCUGUUGUAGUUGUAUGGUGGCAAAAUGUAUGACAUCUGCAUAUUUUGAUAUGAACUAAUGCAAUGCAUGAACGUAUGCAUUUUUAAGACUCAAGUUAGUCAUGUUCCCUUGUGCAAAACAAUGUGUUUGGGUUCUGGAAGGAAUGCCUUGCCUAUUCUAGACCAUAAA